CUGAGAGAGGCCUACCACUUCUCUUCUUUCCUCUCUCUUACUCACUAAGCCAUCAUUAUUAUUUUUUUUUUGAAUGAAUGAAAAUACAACAUGUACUGCUUGACGAAAAACAUCCUAAAUGUGGCUUUCACAGAUUAUUCUGGAAGGGUUGUAAAACCACUGCAACACUGCGGGGAAGAACCAUUCAAUAACACUUCCAUCUACAUAAUAACGUUGCAAAUGGAUUCGUUGUAAAUGGUCGAUUGUGAACAUGUUUGGUGUUUGCUUCAUUGCAAUUUCAGGUAGAACUGAUAGUGGAAAUACAGUGAGGUGCCUUUCUCAGCAUUGUAGCUGCUGUCCUCCCAGUUACCCCUGCUCUAGCCUUGUGGUUUUCCACUCUUAACACGAGGAUGAAACCAUUCUAAAUAUUAGGAUUAUAAAAUAUAUUAAAAUAAGCUAACAAUUAUGCCAGCUUUUGGUUAAAGAAAAAAAAAGAACAUUAGCAGUCACAAAAUGAAGAAUGUGAAGUCUUUGUAUGUCCACACACCGCAUGACCUCCUUAUAAAAUCGACAUUUUGUGGAAUAAACGAAAAAAAAAAAAAUCUGUAUCUAUAGAGGAAACAUUAACAACCUAUGACGAACCUGUGCUUGUGAGCGUGCGUGCAUACAUGAGUGUGGUCUGUUUACAAGUUUCUGGACCCUAUCUGUAAACGUUAAACAACUGUUAUGGGAUGAAAUGGUCUGGACGUGUCAUAUUUGUCAGUAUAAACUUAACGGAUGGGCUUUUUAUUGCAACACAUGUCAAUGGAUGCACUGCAUAUGUCUUUAUUAUGCAUCUUUGAAGAAUCACAUCUAUUCUGGAGUCCACACUCACUGAACAGACUGGAUUGUUGGGGUUUGCUCCUGUUGCAAGCCUCAAUAUCAGUUUUUUAGGGGAAAUUUUUUUUCAACUUUGAAGCCAGGCUCUUGCCUAUAUGAAUAGCUACUGGCGUGAAAUGUGUGUGUGUUUGUCUCUGUGUGUGUCUGUGUGUGUGUGUGUGGGGUGGGGGCGUUCUCGACUGACAUCCUCAAACAAUACGAGAAAGAGGAGUGCACGAAUCCGCGCACCCUAGGCUGGGCUCCUUCCCUGUAAUAGUGAGCGUCAGCCAUUCUUAAAAAACACAUUUUGUAGCUUAGUGGACUGGACUGGAGGGGCAAGAGGAGGAUAAACUGAGCGGACAAAGAUGUAAAUAAAAAUAGUCGUCCCCCAGCUGAGCGAGGCGUUCUUCACCAGAGUUUUUGGAUCAAUCAGGCAGACAGUGGCUUCUUUUGAUUAAACCCCAAAUUGUCAUUGGGCAGAGGUAAUCAUGUGACAGGCAAUUCGGUCCAAUUUCAACCUUGUCUCCAUGAAUUCAAUAGUUUAAUAGUAGCUCGGUCCCCAUACGGCCGUAAUCAGUGAAAUAGAAAAAACACCACCAGGAGAUUUUUUUAAUGAUUUUUUCUCUCUCGUCCUCGCUGAGCCGCAACAUUUAUAAAAAUACGCGUGCAAACUUUCCUCGGCUCUCAGGGAGCGGAGAUGAAUUACGAAUUCGAGCGAGAGAGCGGUUUUAUCAAUAGUCAGCCGUCGCUUGCUGAGUGCCUGACAUCUUUCCCCCCUGUCGCUGAUUCAUUUCAAAGUUCAUCAAUCAAGAGCUCGACGCUUUCACGCCCGACACUGAUUCCUCCUCCCUUUGAGCAGACCAUUCCCAGCCUGAAUCCGGGCAGCCAUCCGCGGCACGGCCGGCCCAGGCACAGCCCCGACGGAUGCAGCCCGCUGCCCACAGCCUCUUUACCCCCGGAGUACCCCUGGAUGCGGGAGAAGAAAGCUUCCAAGAAGAACCACCUGCCGACCUCCACCGCUACCACCAUUUCCAAUGGACCAGUGUGCUUCUCCCCGAAAGGCUCGCCUGAGAUUGUGGAGAGCGCCGGGGGAGGAGGGGGCUCCCGUCGGCUGAGGACAGCGUACACCAACACACAGCUGCUAGAGCUGGAGAAGGAGUUCCACUUCAACAAGUAUCUGUGCCGGCCGAGGAGGGUGGAAAUAGCGGCCCUGCUGGACCUGACCGAGAGGCAGGUCAAAGUCUGGUUCCAAAACCGGCGCAUGAAGCACAAGCGACAGACCCAGAGUAAGGAGAACCACAACGGGGAGGGGAAAGGGCCGGGAGCCGAGGACGGCAUCCACAGCGACGAGGAGGACGACGAGGCCCCCCUGUACGAGCGGAGCGGGGCCCUGCUGGAGAGAGAUACCUGCUCCUUUCAGAACAAUUCUCUCAGCUCCACACAGCAGCUCCACAAUGGCGAGUCCAUGGGCUUUUCUGCUGCGCCGCUGAACAGCAAUGACAAAAAUCUGAAACAUUUUCCCAACCCGUCACCCACUGUUCCGGGCUGCAUGUCAACAAUGGGCCCAGGCUCGGCAUCUGGCCCGGACAAUGGCGACAGUCCCCCGGCCCUGGAUGUUUCUAUACACGAUUUUCAACCUUUCUCCUCGGAUUCCUGCCUACAGCUCUCCGACGCAGCCUCGCCGAGCUUGUCAGAGUCUCUGGACAGCCCCGUGGACAUUUCUACGGACAGUUUCUAUUUUUUCUCGGAGUCCCUAACUACAAUCGACCUGCAGCAUCUGAACUAUUAACUGAAAUCCAUCACAGUAACUUUUCAGUCUUUGGGGACAAUAAAUAUCAGGCUACGGUGGUAUUAACUCUGAUGUUAUUUGUAUAUUCGGCACAUUUAUUCUGUUGAUAUUUGACUUGACGAUUAAUACAAGGUAAGGAUGAAAUGAAAUCACUGAAAUAGCUCUACUCAAACGUGACUUGUAAUAACCAUAACAAAUUGAUCUCUUGGAAUGGAAAUUAUGAGUGUAUGUGAAUAAUUAUACAAUAUUAGGCCUAUGGAACCUGGUAAUUUUUAUUUUUGUAUAGCUUCCAAUGUCUUGGAUAUUUUUGUUAGAAUACAAUUAACUUGCUACAAUCUCUU
Morone saxatilis (striped sea-bass) is the source of this 2967-nucleotide messenger RNA. Its product is annotated as homeobox protein Hox-A2a. NCBI's taxonomy places the organism in Eukaryota, Metazoa, Chordata, Actinopteri, Moronidae. The coding region runs from base 1535 to 2626 and encodes 363 amino acids. The record is from RefSeq and is a predicted model, not a curated record. Gene Ontology annotation, biological process: regulation of DNA-templated transcription. The transcript is spliced from 2 exons. Gene Ontology annotation, molecular function: DNA-binding transcription factor activity, RNA polymerase II-specific; DNA binding.